AUGGCCACAGAAAAGUGAUAAGUGAAUUCUAGAUUUAUAUCCAGGAUUUAUCCUCAGCCUUGCCAAGCCUCUCACCUCAAAAGCAGCACGCAACCUCCAACCCCAUCAACCCGCAGCCUCAAUAAUUCUCAAGCUCCAGACGCGCCAACCAAACCCACGCGCCUCCACCUCACAACAUCUACAACCCUCAAAAUGAGUGCCGUAAGUUCUCUCCUCCCUUUCCUAUCUCCUAACUAACGAAAACUACAGUUCAUGCCCAUCAACCCGCGGCCUAUGCUGCAAAACCUGUACGUUUUCAAUCCCCGCGAUUCUCCACCGACUACAGCGACACAUAUAGAAAGAGGGGGAUGAAGAGAAAGGACGAGAGAAGAGUAAUAGAAGAGGAUAAAGGCUAAUGGGAAACCAGUGUCAACGAGGAAGUCAUAAUCCGCCUGAAAUGGGGACAGACCGAGUACAAGGGUCGUCUUGUUAGCAUUGAUUCUUAUAUGAACAUCCAGCUAUCCGGAGCGGAGGAGUGGAUUGAUCAGCAGAUGACUAGUGUUUUGGGGCAGGUUCUGAUUAGGUACUAUCGCUUCCCUUAUACGUACUUUGAAGGGGAUUUUUGAGCUCAGUUUCGCGGCGGAAUAUUUGUUGACUGUUGUUGUUGGGUAGAUGCAAUAAUGUCCUUUGGAUUCAAGGUGCGAAUCAAAAUAAUGGGAAUGGAGAUACGAAGAUGGAAGGAUGAGGUGAACAGAGGAAUGGACGAUGAGCAACUUGGUAUUUGUGAUGGGUUUAGAGAGGACGGAGAGGUGUGAAGAGGAGCCAAAUACCAGAUAUCAGAUACCAGACCAAAAUAAUCAUGGGCAUG
Messenger RNA from Hymenoscyphus albidus, 847 nucleotides. The record is from the annotation of a GenBank genome assembly. NCBI's taxonomy places the organism in Eukaryota, Fungi, Ascomycota, Leotiomycetes, Helotiales, Helotiaceae.